Paramecium tetraurelia is the source of this 1716-nucleotide messenger RNA. RefSeq lists its product as uncharacterized. Lineage: Eukaryota; Ciliophora; Oligohymenophorea; Peniculida; Parameciidae. The record is from RefSeq and is a predicted model, not a curated record. The transcript has 4 exons.
AUGUCCAAAACACCAAAUCGUCUUGUAUUACCCGAGCUGGAAAACAAGAGUUUUAGAGAUUCCAAAUAGAUUCAAGAUUUAAGAAGAAAACUGGAACAAUAGAAAGACACUAUAAAAGAACUUGUUAAUCUAGUAAAGGAGUCUAAAACAGAGCAAUCCUACAGGCCUCAAUUCAAUCAAUCUGUUAUAUAACCUAACCCAGAGAAGGAUGAAGUCACUUUGCAGUUGCUAGAGGAAGUAAAAACUCUGAGGAGACAAAUAAAUAAUAUUGAAUAAGGUCCAAAACAACCUGUUCAACAUCCAAUUAUAAUUCCACAAUAUUUACCUGGUCCGCCACAAUAACAAUAAUAAGUGCAGCCAAUGAUGCCUCCAUAUAUGUUCAUGAAUCCAUACUUUCCUAUGCCUCCGCCAUUUAUGUAUCCAUAUCCAUAAUAAUAAUAAUCCAAUCAGGAUGACCCUUACAAAAAAAUAGUUCUGGAGAUGCUUUAGAAAGGUAAUAACCACUUAAGGGAUCCAAAUAGAUAGAGAAAAGAUUCUUACCCAAGUUAAUAUACUGAUGAUCAAGAUGACAGAAGCAGGUAACAUAGACAUCAUUCAAAUUUGGAUGGAAGAAGACAUUAUGAUGAUAGAUAACGUUACAAGAGGAAUAAAGAUAAGAAAUAAAUAAAAGAUAGAGAUCAUCACAGGAUUAGAGACUAAGAUUAUUCAGAUCACCAGAGAACAAAUAGUAGAGUCUCUAUUAAUGAUAGUUAGAUAAGUUACAAUAUAAGAUAGUAGGGGAAAGGAAAAGGAAAGAAUAAUUAAAAAAAGAUCUUUACAGAAGAAGAGAAACUCAAAUUGAGGAGAAAGCUAUCUGGAGUAUUUUGGUAUUUUAGAAUUGGUUUAGUGCUUAGAAAAUAUUUGAAAAGAGUUUGGCUACAACGAAGACAAGAGUAUUACAAUACUGAAGCAUAGUAAUUAAUUGAUAAAUUCGAUCAUGAAUUUAACUACAAAGAAGUUUUUGUUUUGUUUGUUGUUGAAUGCAAUAAAAACAAGUAUUUAACUAAAAAUUGGAAUAUUUUCGAUAAAUAAGAAGUUGAUAUCAAAUCUAAAUUAAUAUUUUCCAUAAUAACUGUUCUUUUUAAGAAAAUACCAUUUAUGACUAAGAGUUCUAUGACAGACGAACAUAAACAGUUUAUUAAGAAAAUAUCAACUCCAGGGGGUUAUUUAUUGCCUGGUCACCCAUAGUUUGUAACUGAUAGGGUGGAAUUAAGACCAAAUGUUACAAUGGGAUAAAUUAAUGUGGAAGUAACAAAGAUGAUUCAAAUGGAUUAUGUUUAUAUCUAAAUACUUGUCUAGCGAGUUAUCCUCAUUCAUGAAUGGUAUUCCUAAUAUUCUAAAAUCCCCAAUUAUAAGGAGGCAAUGAAAAUCUUUGUUACCCUAUUGCAUUAAUUAUUCAUUGAUCAUUUUAUUAGUCUUCCUAUAUACGAAAAUCCAGAUUCAAUCUUUAAUCAAAAACAAAUAAUCUAUUGUGAUUUCACUUAGUAAAAUUAUAUCGAUGUAGCCGUAAGUAUUGAUGACAAGCAUCCGAAAUAUCAACCAACCAAACAUUGUUGCAUUCUUGGCUUGGGUUCGAAUGAGGAAAUGCGACCACUCUAUGAAUAGCCAGGUUAUAAGGAUCUUUAAAUUUAAUUUAAAGAUUAUUGUGAAUAUUUUUAUUAAUCCUUAAACUUUUGA